UCCUGUUUAGGAAGUGGGACGGGAUGACAAAUGUAUUGUUUUUUCCAUCCCAACCUCUUAUCUUUCCUCAUACACACCCCUGUUUCUACUUUAAUUCUCUGUGGUUGAGUGGCAGGCUUGGUCACACUCUCCCCUUUGUGGCACUUAUUACCUCGGUUACCUCUUCUGAAUUUUGUGUUCCGCCUCCAUCCCAGCUCCUAACUGCAAGCUUUGUAGUACUUCAGUUAUGGUCUGUGUCACAUUGGGGAGUACCUCACAACGCCGCCUGGCUCCCGAUUAUAAUGAACAUUUUCCUUUAUGAAUACUAGAAUUCGAGAGCUCUUGCAAGGCAUCAUAAAUGGCAUCAUAGACCAGGAAUCAAGGUCUCUCGCUCUAAAUACUUUUUAUGUGAGAAAUUUACAUGUUGUCAACUCUUUCCAAAAAUGAUUUGAUGUUAGGCUAAUUCUGGAUUUCUGUGUUUCUCUCCACCCACACUUCAUGAUGCACUUCUGAGAACAGAAAACCCUGUAUUACUGUUUUUGUUUCUACAGUUGGACAAUAGCUCUUUUAUGCCUUUCUUGAUUUGUGUGUCUUAUAAUAAGCUUGAUUUUUAUCUUCUUUAGCCGAUGCUUUGUGUAAGGUGGUCUUAUAAGAGACAUGGGAUAUAUAGUUAUGCUUUAGCAAAACACAAUGCAUAAUGGGUAUGGAAAUCUGAAGAAAGACAGAUUAAUUGGAAAGAUGUUUGUAUUGUUUAAAAAACAAACAAAAAACCCACCACGAGUAUAGUGCCUCUUCUAUCCUGUCAGAGAUUUCAGAGUGAAGUGUUAAUGAAUCUUGUUUUGGUGUUGGUACAUUUAAAAAAAUUCUCUGUUGAUUAUGGAACUGUCUUCUAAGAAACUUUAUGCUUUAAGACAUAGUGCUAGAUUUUAGGGGUUCAUGAAGGUGCAUGUGUUGUUCUUUCAUUGAUUUGCUGUGCAGUAUCACUAGGAUUAUCAUAAUCCUAUGUUGAUGUUGGGAAGAGAGUACCAUCAUAUUUAUUAGGGCCUGAUAAAACAGAAGACUUAAUGCCUUGAUUGUACAAGUAAUGAUGCUUAGAUGGUUUACAGAAAUAUAACAGAAAAGUUACUCCUAGCUAGCCUCACUUUAAUUCAUUUGGAACCUAGUUAGCCAUUGAAUGAAAAGUCCAGAAUUUAUUCAAACUGCUAUUAAGUCCUAGCCAGACAGUACUUCAGACAGUGAGUGGACAAAGGUGAAGACAAGCAAAAGAGGUCCUUUCUCAAGGAGUUUAUCAGAGUGGGAGGUGAGGACAGAGAUGAUAAAUCAGCAAAUCUGAUUUUGAUUGAAUGCUGGAGAAAAUGAGUGAUAGGCUAGAAUGUGUGUCUGGAAUUCAGUGGAGGGAGACCUUCUGAGGUGAUGCUUAAACAGAACUUUAAAGGAAAAGAAGCCAGCCAUGCAAAGAUGAAGGGAGCACUCUUGGAGGUUUAGGAACAGCUUGUGCAGAGACUCACUGGAAUGAACUUGGCAAGUUCUAGGGACUGGGAGAAGGGAGUGGGGGUGGGGUGUGUGUUUAGGGAGUAAAAGGUUGAAUGAAAUAGGGUCCGAAGAGUGGAGUUGGGGCUCAUAUUAGGUAGACAGAAACUGAGUAAGGAGGAGAAAAAUUGAAAUACUCCUUUUGGUUCAUUCAGCAUUCCUUCCUAGAGCAUUUAUCAUUAUUUCUGCACGUUCUUUUAGACUGUUAGAGACAAAAGCAGCUCACCCAGCUGAGAGUAGCAGAGGAGGCGCAGUGGUGGCCACUUGGGCUUUGUGUUUAGAAAUACGCAGGAUGUUCAAUUGAGGGCACACCUGUUCUAAUAAAAUAUUUUGCUGUGUAUGCAUAAUAAAUACUCUGAACGUAUGCUAGUAUCCACGUCUUCCAUCUUGGUGUAAACUCAAGGUUAAAGAACUGGGCAUGUGUUAAUAAUAUGUUGAUCGACAGAUGAUCAUCCAGAUCUGUUUUAGUCUUUUUUUUUUUUUUUUUUUUGGUUCUGUGGGCAGGCAGCAUUUGUGUUGCAAUAGUUCUGCACUUGCCUUGGCCUCCCAGUGAGUAAUAAUAUUCUACUGAGAGGUAGGUUGGUACUAAAAGUUCACUCUGGAUUACAUUAGAUAAGGACUAUUGUGGGGUCCAUUUCCACUCUGUUAUCAUCUUUGGGUUGGCAUGUAAUUCAGGGAUGUAACCUACUUUUGCCUUUAGUUGGGAGCAUUCAUCUCCAGUUUAACCUUCUCUUCCACAGAUUGUCCACUUGAGAGGCCCUGUCAGAUGCUGCUUGGAUUUGGCCCUCUUGAGCUGCAUCACAAUAGGCUAAAUGAGAAGAGUGUUUUUCUCCCCUCUCAACCUCACAAAAGUGACUGGAGCAUUCUUUGAGUGAAUCAGUCUUUUGAGCUGUGCAGUUGAGAGACGUAACUGUUGCUUAGAUGGUUUGUAGUAAGCCCAGUCUUAAAAUGUUAAAUGAAACCUUUUGUGGUUUGGUCUAGACAGUUCAGAAACAGUAGACUUGUCACUUGGUUAUGUUUUAGUUCUCUUCUACUACCUGCAGGUGGCUCCUCAGAACUAACUGGGUAAAGCUUUCUGUGCUGUCCUGGGGUAAGGGAGGAUGCAGCCUGUUUGAAUGCAAACCGCAGAUCUUAGUUUGCAGGUAAAUGACUAGUGUGAACGCUUAGGACCUGGCAUGUAUUAAACAGCUUGGCCUUGACUUUGUGUGCUAUUGCUGGGCAGACAGUGCUCUGUUUGGUGUUAAGCAGGCUACUGUCUCUCUUCAUUUCAAUGAUUUAUUACAAUGCAAGUAUGAAAAUACUACCUAGGCUGACAUUUCAUCAACCAAUUUGUAGACUGACUUUUGAAAGGGAAUAGAGAUGAGUGGGGGCUUUAGGGGUAGGGGUGUUGGGGUGUGGGGGACUUGAACAUGUGGAGAAGCCCUUAAAAACUUAUAUUGACUGCUAAUUGUAUUUGGGAAAUGAAUCUAAAUCUAAGUGAAUUUGGAGUCUUGAAGUUGAGUUGAUCUUUGACCUAAGGUGCCAGUCAGUUUGUUUCUUAGGGAUUGGGGGGCUUUGAACACGUUCUAAUUAAAGGUGAAAACCCAAGGAACCUGCUGGUGCCACUGCCCUUGGGAUUGUGGGUAGUUGUUUUUCAUUUCAGUAGCUGGUUUACAGUUAAUCUGAUUUUACUACUGUCUUGAUAUGUCCUCUGUAGUGAGGAGAGUUGAUUGUACACUGGCUGGCAGUUGUUUUGAGGUGAAGAAGUAGUAACUGAGAUCGAAACAGUGGUAAUUAUGUGGUAACUCCUGUUUCCCUAACUCUUGAUAACUUACAAUUACUUUGUGUGUCUGUUUACAGACAUUCAUACCAGUGUACCAGGAUCAGUUCUUCCUAAUGUUGGUACAGUGUACUUAGUUCUUUCCAUAACAGACCAGGUUGACUAAGUUAAUUUCUUUUAGUUCAAAUCUAGUUUCACUAGUUCUUGUUUCUAUUUUUCUGGGCAAUGGAAGGUUUUAUUUUCGGGGGGAGGGUCAAAAGGAGAUUUGAGUUGGGAUAACACCAAAUAGUGAUCAAACUGAUUCUUUGGAGUUAUGCUCUAUUAAAAAAGGGGAAAUGCCCAGUCUUUAAGAUAUAUGCAGGGGUUGGGGAUUUAGCUCAGUGGUAGAGCGCUUGCCUAGCAAGCACAAGGCCCUGGGUUCGGUUCCCAGCUCCAAAAAAAAGAAAAAAAAAGAUAUAUGCAGAUGAGACCUUAUUUAAACACUAUACAUUGGAACUUGUGGCUAAUGAAUUCUGAGUUCGGCCUUGCCUAAGUCUUUGAGUUGUGAGUUGAAUUGUUGGAUUUGGGGCCGAGAUACAGCAUAGAAACCCAGGUUGUACAGCAGUGUAAGCAUUAUUUGGUAAGCAUCAUCAUGUGUCCGUGGCCUGUCUAGUCCCUGUCCUGCCGCCUUCCCCCUCCCAUUCAACCUCAGUACCUGGUAACUGGAAAUAAUGCUGUCACUGAGACCUUUAGAUCUAGCCCAGCUCUGAUGACUGACAGAUCUCUAACGGGUGAUGACACUCUGCAGAGAGCAGGUUUCCGGGGAGCGUUUAGCAUCCUGUUGCCAUUGUUGUUCUUAACGUCUGUUAGUCUAGGAGACAGUGUGUUGGGGAGAUCUGCCCUGUUUUAGUGGUCAUGGCAUUUACUGUACUUAAAGCAGUUAAUUCUACUCAAUCUAGUAUGGGAAGAAGCAAGAAAAACUCAGACCCCUGCAAAAUAGAGUAUCUAGUGUAGCUCUGACUUGGCCUGGAACCCUGUGUAGACCAGGCUCUCCUGGAACUCAUGGGGAUCUAUCUGCCUCUACCUUCUGAGUACUGGGAUUGGAAGAAAAAGCAUGCACCACAUGGCCACCACUAUGUCCCUCCCACCUUUUGUUUUCGUUAGCUAAAAUUUGAGGAGCCCUUCUGAGGCAGGAGUAUGCUUGUGACAGAAAUGAGGACAUUUUGUUCUUUCUUACCCCAAUGCAUCCUUUCACCAACUAAUUCUUCGAGAAUCCCUUAGUGUGGCACAUAUAAUGCAGUGGUUUGAUAAUGGAAUGAGAGUACCCUAGUGUAGCAGAGAUGGAGAAUGCUUUAUAGGGAAAGCUGAAGUAUCCUCCAGAGUGUUUUCUGAAGGGACCCAAUUACAUUCAGAUAAGAGUGGGGCCUUCAGUACCCUGAGUUCUUUCAGUUUUCUGAGAUAAGGUCUUCAUUUGUAGCUAGGCUCGCCUCAAACUCAAGUUCUCCUCUCUCAUCUUCCAAAAUGAUGUUGGGAUUAUAUAGUGUCACCAUGCCUUGCUUCUCAGCUCUUUUAUGAGUAGCGGGCAUGGUUUAAUAAUAGCUGUGCAAAGUGCUGGAUUGUAUAUAGUUGCUUUCCCAAUGACCCCAAUGACCUGCUACAGCAUCUGAACAGGGAAGUCCAGUAUGCUCACAGAUAAAGCAACAGGAGUUGCAUAAGUCAUCUUUUUUAUAGUAAGUGAAUUCGGCCUCUAUUAAGCAGUUGCCUUAGCCAGGCAUACUGUCACAGUGCAAUCCCUGUACUCAGGAGGCUGAGGCAGGAUCGCUGCAAUUUGGAGUCCAGCCAGUACCAGGCCAGGUAGAACAAUAAGAUGACUCUAUUUCAAACAAAACAAAAUCAUACACAUCUGCCUUCAAGUCCCACACUUGGAGUUCUGUACUCUUAGUAUUCAACUCAGAUUGAGGCAGGAGGAUCAGGAGUUUAGGGUCAUCCUCAGCCACACAGAGCUUUGAGGGAACCCUGGGCUAUAUGAAAUCCUAACACAAAAAACCAAACAGCUUUCCAUUCCCUUUACACCUGCUUCAUAUCUAGUGGAUACUGUUUAAACAAGAGGUGGAAGUCAGGAUACCACCUGGGAGAAGAUGCUGCAACUAGCAUUGUGGGACUAGGAAACAGGAUCAGGGGUAGGAUAAUACUCUUGGUCCCUUUAAGGAGACAGUUUUACUUACUAUGAUGGCGUUUUCAGGGGUGAUAAAGUUAGAUAGUGAAUGUUCUACCCAUUUUAAAGAAUAUCUUCAUGGCUCUUGUUGAUUAAUUUUUAUUUAAAAUAACUAGUCGCUUAUUUAAUCAUUUACUCAAAACUGUUGCUGUAGAGCUUAUGCUCAUGGAAAGACGUCUACUUUGGCUUCCUAACUUAAGAAGAAGUGUAAAGGUGUUUCCAGAGACAUGGAGUGAUUCAGGUGAAGUAGAUGGAGUAGCAAGCCUUUAUGUGGCCAGCACUGUAAGUAAGGAGUAUUGUUGAAAGGGUAUAGUGGGGAAGAACUCAUCCUCAGUGUUCCAGCUGGGAAAGGCUAAUAACGACUGAGGUAGGUAAGGAAAAAGCUCAUAAAUUGCUCACUCCUGGGAAUAACAUUCACUAGGAGGGAGGGGUUAGGGGCCCGGUUGCCUUACUCUAGGGAGCAUCACUCACCAGGAGGGCAUGGGAACCGGAUCUCCAUGAGAAGACAUGUGUUCUUGCUGCAGAAGAGGAAUCCAGUGGGUGGUGAGAUUAUACCCGUCUGACACGGGCUACCUGUGGGUCCUGGAGUGGUUUUUUUCUUAAAGAUUUUUUUAUUAUCUAUAAGUACACUGUAGCUGUCUUCAGAUACACAAGAAGAGGGCAUCUGAUCUCAUGACACAUGGAUGUGAGCCACCGUGUGGUUGCUGGGAUUUGAACUGUGCUCUUAACCGCUGAGCCAUCUCUCCAGCACCCCCCAUCCCCUUUUUUUCUUUUUGUCAUUUAGGGCUUGAUGUGUUUUUUAAAAAGAUUUUUUUUGUUGUUGUUUAAGACUUGAGUUUCACAAAUCAGAAGCUAGUGAGAUGAGAAAUACAAUGUGCUUGGAUAGAGCAGGUAAAGAAGAAGACGCUAGGCGGGGCUUACUCUUACGGCAACAUUUAUUUGUGGACUCUUGAGACAAUUCCUGCCUGACUUUCUCUUGGGAACUACCACAAAUGUGAAGUAACAGACAAAGCUAGUAAAGAAAAUUGUUAUAAACUUUGUAUUUCUACAACUUCUGUGUUUUCUUUGGCAGGUUCAAAUAGGUUUUUAGGUCCCUCCCCCUCUGUGGUUCAUUUUCAUUUAUAUAUGUGUGUCUAUAUAACUGUAUUUUGUGUGUGUGCGUGUGUGUGUGUGUGUGUGUGUGUGUGUGUGUGUGUGUGUGUGUGUGUUAGGAUUAACAAGUAGCUAUGAAUACCCGAGUGUGGGUGCUAGAACUGUACUCAGGUCCUGUGGAAGAGCAGUACAUGCUUUUAACUACUGAGCCAUCUUUCAGCUUUUUUUUUUUUUUUUCUGAAACAUUUUUAUUUUAUCAGGUACUUGUGGAUUGCAAAGGCCCGGAUUUCCUAGUGCAGAGCUGGUGACAGGCAUAUAGAUUCUGUGAUUCCAUCGAGCAGUAAAGUAUCUUCUGAGCAUCGGUGAAGUUGGUUUUAAUAUGUGCAUCUGUUUCUGAGUUAUCGAUUACAUUGUUCCAACAGUUUUCUGGCAACAACUCAGUGUCCAGAAACUCAGCUCUGAUGUUGCCUGGAAUUAGCACAGAGCCCACAUGCUAGUGACUCAGUCUUACAGGAUUGCGCCACUUACAUGCUAGCUGUGGCAUUCACAAGUUAUCUUAACUUCUUGUGGACCACAAGUUCAGGGGUUCUCACAGCCUGUCAGGUUUGGUAUUAUGUUAGCACAAUUCAUAGAACUCAAGUAAUGCAUGAUACUUAGGACUUCAGUUUUGUUAUAAAGUAUGACAGCAGGAACAGUAGAUACAGUCCCGUCCUGCUUCCAAUAGCAGCCCCACGGGUCUCUUGUCAAGUGAAACCAAAUGCUGGAGAAAAUGAUUUCAGGACAUGUUUGUAUCAAGCGGAGUGGAUUCUUAAUAAAGACUUUACUGUAGACUUAAUACUUGGCAUUGAAGGAGGGAGGGCACUUAGGAAAAAGAUAAUACACACCCAAGUGUGGCCACGAAUUUCUCCAGUCUCCCUGAAGCCACUCCCUGUGAUUUGGUGCUUUGAAUUACAUAGUUGUGAAAUUUAAAAGUUAAAUAAGAAUGUUUGGUAUACUCACUCCCAGCCAAGCUAAGAGCACUUGUUGCUCUUCUGGAGGACCCAGGUGUGAUUGCUCCCACUUAACUCCAUUUCCAAGUUAUCUGAUACCUUCUUUUGGCUUCUUUGGACUCUAGACACACAUGUGCUCAUACAUGCAUUCAGACAAAACACAUCCAUGUAAAAGAAAAAAAUGGAAACAACCAUUAUAGAACAGGUUGAAAAAAACAAUCAGGGCCGGAGGAGGGGUGGCUCAGUGCUUAGAGCAGUCAGGGGUGGAGGGGUGGCUCAGUGCUUAGAGCAGUCAGAGGUGGAGGGGUGGCUCAGUGCUUAGAGCAGUCAGGGGUGGAGGGUUGGCUCAGUGCUUAGAGCAGUCAGGUGUGGAGGGUUGGCUUAGUGCUUAGAGCAGUCAGGGCUAGAGGGGUGGCUCAAUGCUUGAGAGGACUUUUGGUCCCGCAGAGAACCGGGAGUCAGUUCCCAGCACACACACAGCAGCUCACAAUUGUCUGUAAUUUCAAUUCUGGAGAUCCCAUGUCCUCUUCUGACCUCCUUAGGCACAUAUGAUAUACAAUAUACAUACUAAAAUAAAUUUUUAAAGGACCAGAGUCAAGACAUGUUUUUACUUUAAUGUGGCUUCUAAUCUAGUUUGUAAGAUAUUUAUUAUUAUUUUGGCUUUUUCAGGCAGGGUCUCUACAUAGCCCUGGCUGUCCUAGAAUUCACUAUGUAGAUCAGACUGGCCUCGAACUCACAGAGAUACUCCUGGCUACUUAUUUAUUUUGGGAGUUCUUUUCUGUAUUCCUUUAACUUUUAUUGUCUUUCUAUUUUGCCUUAAUCGGUGCUGGGAAUAGUUUGUAUAGUGCUUAUCCAACAUAUGUAAAGCCAUGAGUUGAACCUAUGCAUCCCUCGGCCUCUAAACACAGGCCGAUGCUUUGGUCUGUGUAUUUAGUUCUCUUAGGAGACUGAGGCAGGAGGAUGGCUUGAGCUCAGGUGUUGCAAACCAGCUCUGUUGAUACAUAGGGCAAAUGAGUUGGAAGUGCAGGACCUAUUGCUCUCUCUACAUGUGUGCCACCAUUUCUGGACUCACAUCCUCUGCCCCAACAAACCAAUAAACUGAUUAAAUAUCAAAAUUAAUAGUGAGAAAAGAGAUUUAUUCAAUGUAGGCACAUUGGGGGAACAGAGAUCUAUGAAACUCAUCCCCACCCACAGCCAAUUGGUCCUGAUGAUAAGGUCAACUUUAAAUAGAAGGGCAGAUAUGUGCACAGUGAUCCCUCCUCACCCUCUUCACACUCCAGUCAAAUGAAAAGCUGUAAAUCUUCCCUAGCACACGUUUCUUUUCUGCCUGAACAUUUUCCCUCUUGCUUCCCCUAGAGCUAUAGAUACCACACCCUUUAAGAUUCCUAGGGGAAUUCUAAUUUCUUGGGGUUCAGGCAGGCCAGUCACACCACCGUUCCAGCCAGUCUCUGUGCUCACCAACUUGGAAAUUCUCUGAGAAUUCUGGGGUCUCAUUGAUGUAUUGUGCUUUGGUGGUGGUAGUGGUGGUAGUGUGUGUGUGUGUGUGUGUGUGUGUGUGUGUGUGUGUGUGUGUGUGUGGUUUGUGUGUUUCCUGGCUAGUAUGGCCAGAGAUGCCACUCUGAUCUUUGAUUUAGAAUUAAGAUUUCAUUAUACAGGCGUGGUUAUUGGCUCAUUGUAGUUGAACUUUUCUUUCUCACUGCUAAUCUCUGAGACAGUAGCACUUAAAAUCAAAUUCUGUGCUUAUGUUUUCCUGGUGUGACUAGCCCCUCCCUUGAAAGCUCUGAGGCCCACCCUGAAAUCACUCUGUAAAACUCAGGUGUGGUCCAAAGUGUCUUUCCCUGUUGUAGGAUAUUUGAUCACACUGGGACCCCUGAGGUUGUGUUAUUUACUGAAAAAAAAAAAACCAAAAAAACAAACAAACAAAAAAAAAACUGUUUCAAGUUGUGGUGUGCCUCAGCCCUUAGCACACACCUUUAAUCCCUUUGGCUGGAAUAUAAACAAGCCCUUCCUACACACUCUUAAUUCCAUACAAUGUAGUUAAGGUUAGUUCGUAGGAGAAGGCAGCCAUGUUUUAAAGUGAUGUCUAAUUGAGUGGCAGACAAAGUGAUAAGUCAGAGGAAGAUUUGACAGAAUGAGUCAGAGAUAGGAUAUGCCUUACUGUCACAAGAAAAGGGGGUUACUUAAGAGAGCACCACAGAAAAGAGAGGGAAAGAGAAAGGAAAGAGGAGGUUUUACCGGGACAGUUGUACAGAGACAGAUUGCAGAGAGAGAGCAAGGUAGACACAUGUAAAGAUAGAACAAGCCAGAGACUGGGAAGGAACCAGAGGAUUAGCAUAGACUGCUAACGUUGGUCUGAGGCCAAGCAGAGCAGUUCAUCAUCACUGGGUUAAAAGCACAUGUCUAGAGCUAACACUGAUCUUAAGUCUGAACUUCACUUGCCACUUGAACUUGGAUGAGCUCUAUUUCUCUAAGCCUCAUGUCUAUAAUGUAUAGCAUGAAACUCAUUACAUAAUUGUAAGGAUUGCUAGUGCAAUUAUGACAACAUAUACUAUGUGUCAUAAAAGGGAUUAUUAUUAGUUAUCACUAGCUACAAGGCAUACAUACAUAGUUAAGCUUCUCUGGAUUGCAGUUCCCAAGAAGGGGUUCUAUCAUUCUACCUCCUUCUAUAGAGUAUAUAAAACACUGCUAGGUGCACAGUUAUCACUUGAAAAUAAAACCUGCCCUCUGGGUAUCUGGGAAAUAAAUACAUGGGUAACUCUAAUGGAAGCUUCCAGCUUGUUUCCAAAGCUGGCCUAAAAAUUAGGUAUGGAAAAUCUUCUUCCUGAAAUCCUAUAGAAAAAUGACUUUCAGCCUUCCUAACGCUGCAACCCUUAAUACAGUUCCUCAUGUUGUGGUGACCCCUCCCCUUACUCCUCACCAUAAAAUUAUUUUGUUAUUUCAAAACUAAUUUUGCUACUGUCAGGAAUAGUAGUAUAAAUAUCUGGUAUGCAGGGUAUCUAAUAUGUGACCCCUGUGGAAGGGUCAUUUGACUUCCUUAAAGGGGUUAUGAUCCAGCAGCAGUUUGAGAACUGCUGUUCAGAGCCUGUAUUGAGUCUAGCAGUGGGGACAAAGGGCUAAAAUACUGUGGGUUUAAAAUUGGGAAGCUGUUCCAAGGGACAUUUUUAUCUUUGGCCAUAUGCCUUGAAGUUUAGUGAGUUGGACAAGGCUUCUUGGGACUUUGGAUGGAAACAGGUUUGUGUCAGCCAAUCCAGAUUACCUGAGAAGAUCAGCUGCUAAGUACCAUGUUGUGCCUGUUAUUCAUAGGGGAAGUGAAAGGUCCAGAUCUCCUUCAGGCUCACUUCAGGUGAACUGAGGCCAGGUCUCCAAGACCCUGGUGUACAUAUAGUGGUUUUUUGCUAGUCUGUCCUCUGCUACUAGUUGCUGUGUCUUUGUGUAGGUCACAUGCCCUCUGUGGUUGCUGUCUUUAACUGGGAUGCACAGGAUUUAGGGAUUAUUUGCUAUUUUUCAAAAGUGUAGAUUUGGAUAUAGAUUUUUUAGUUCUUUAGUUUUUUUUUUUUUUUUUUUACAUUUAUCGUGUGUGUUUGGAAGGGGGUGGUACAUGUAUGAAGGUCUGGAGACAACUUGAGGAUGGUUGUCUCUCUUCAUUUGUCAGUUCUCCUUUGUAAUGUAUGAAAAAGUAAGCAGCACACAACACUUCUGACUACAGAGAUAACGGCGCUAAGAAUGAUCUAAUUGUUUUUCUUUUAAAAAGACAGGUGCUGUGCCACAACCCAAUAAAACCACCAAAUAAAUAAAGCCCAAUUUCUGUGGGGCAGUAGAAGGCAUAUUUUGAUAGGCUUGAAUGAAACGCACUAUAUAGAUAAACCAGCCUGGCUUCAAAUUCACAGAAAUCCACUUGCCUCUCUCUCCCAAGUCCACCACUGUGCCCAGCAGGCUGGCCAGCCUGCUUUUCUUUCUUUCUUUCUCUUUCUUCCUUCCCUUCUUUUUAACUUUUAAGAAGAGUGUCGGCUGAUAAGUGGGCAGAUAGAGGAAUAACGGUGGAUAGGAUGGCUGGCUGGUAAUUGAAUGAACAGUGCAGAGCCAUGUCUUACUUCGAGAUGUUUUGACAGAAUUGGCACUAUAGCGCAGGUCCACGUUUGUUUGUGCAGAUUUAAGCAGACUGACAAGUUUGACAGAAAUACCCAUAGGUAGGUUGGAUGGAAUUCAAAAUAAAGAUGUUGCCCAAAUCCCAAUAAGGUAUUGUGUGCAAUUUUAAAUAUCACAGAUUUUAGUAAGUGGUACCCUUAUUUUUAACUAGUGGAAAAGUGAAGACUGUAUGUUCUUCCCACGUUUAGUAGGCCCUCACUGUUGGGAUCGCUAGGUCAUUCACUCCUUUGUUGGAACUCCCUAAGGUUCCAGGAGUUCAGAACACAAGGGAAGGAGAAAAGACUUGACCAUGGAUCUGGCACCCACAUUCAAGGUAUUAGAAGUCUUGGCUCUGCCUCAUCUAAGGUGACCUGUACAUUACUUGUUGGUGGUGACUGCUUUGAAGGGACACUGUGACUUGUGCCCUAAAAUAAACUUAAGCACUGAAAAAUUUUAAACACUGUUAAAAAAUAUCUACCUUACUCAUCCUCAUAAUUCAGCAUAGAUCUUAAGAGGCAUGUAAAUACUGAUAGAAACGACAGCCCGUUAUGGGAGCUGCUAUCCACCAACCCCACUUAAACCCUCAAAUAGCAUUCAAAUUAUUUGCCUUUGGUGGCUGGUCUAUUUGCAAAUGAUCUUGUUCUUUUAAAUUCUCUGCCAUUAAUUAAUUCAUUUGCUGAGAGAGAGAGAGAGAGAGAGGGAGAGAAAGAGAGAGAGAGAGAGAGAGAGAGAGAGAGAGAGAGAGAGAAUGUGUGUGUGUGUGUGUGUGUGUGUGUGUUAUUCAUGUGCCAAGGUUGAGUAUGUUAAAGUCAAGGUUGAGUAUGUUAAAGUCAGGACAAUGUGUGGGAGUCAGUAUCUCCUUCCACUCUAUGAGGCUUGGCAGCAAGUGCUCCCAACAGAAAAUUUGCUUUCUGUUGUUGUAAUAAAGCACUGACCAAAACCAUCUUGGGGAGGAAAGGGCUUAACCUCUGCAGAAAGGAUGUUUACUGGCUUGCUACAUUACCUUUCUUACCCAGGUCAGGCCAAACUAUCCAAGAGUGGCAUCAUCCACAGCGAUCUGGACUCUCCCACAUCAGCUAGCAAUCAAGAAAAUGCCACAGGUCAAUUUGAUAAAGCCAGUUCCUCAAUUGAGAUUCCUUCUUCCAGGUUGGCUGGCUCCUCUAACUGAUGGCAUGUUGAAGUACAUGGACCAGUGGCAGCGAAGGGAUCUGAUCCAGAGUGGGCCACUCUAGAAGGCCAGGCUACAAUCACCAUGGGCCAGUGUGUCACCAAAUGCAAGAAUCCUUCAUCAACCUUGGGCAGCAAGAAUGGAGACCGGGACCCCAGCAGCAAGUCACACAGCAGGCGGGGGGCUAGCCACCGUGAGGAACAGGUGCCACCUUGUGGCAAACCAGCUGGGGAUAUUCUUGUCAAUGGGACCAAGAAAGCAGAGGCUGCCACCGAGGCCUGCCAGCUGCCAACUUCUUCUGGAGAUGCAGGGAGGGAGUCCAAGACCAAUGCUGAGGAGUCUUCCUUGCAGAGGUUGGAAGAACUGUUCAGGCGCUAUAAGGAUGAGCGGGAGGAUGCAAUUUUGGAGGAAGGCAUGGAGCGCUUUUGCAAUGACCUAUGUGUUGAUCCUACGGAGUUUCGAGUGCUGCUCUUGGCCUGGAAGUUCCAGGCUGCUACCAUGUGCAAAUUCACCAGGAAGGAGUUUUUUGACGGCUGUAAAGCAAUAAGUGCAGACAGCAUUGAUGGGAUCUGUGCACGUUUCCCUAGCCUCUUAACAGAAGCCAAACAAGAAGAUAAAUUCAAGGAUCUCUACCGGUUUACAUUUCAGUUUGGCCUGGACUCUGAAGAAGGGCAGCGGUCACUGCAUCGUGAAAUAGCCAUUGCCCUGUGGAAAUUAGUAUUUACACAGAACAAUCCUCCAGUAUUGGACCAGUGGCUAAAUUUCCUAACAGAGAACCCUUCGGGAAUCAAGGGCAUCUCCCGGGACACUUGGAACAUGUUUCUUAACUUCACUCAGGUGAUUGGCCCCGACCUCAGCAACUACAGUGAAGAUGAGGCCUGGCCGAGUCUCUUUGAUACCUUUGUGGAGUGGGAAAUGGAGAGAAGGAAAAGAGAAGUGGAAGGGAGAGGUGCACUCAGCUCAGGGCCCGAGGGCUUGUGUCCAGAAGAGCAGACUUAGCUGCUCUGUUCCAGGAGCAGCACUGAGGAUCUGCCUGCUGCCCUGCAGCCAAGUGAGGAAUUGGACCUUUCUGGAAAUUACCGAAGAUCCGGAUAUUUUCUACUUUCACCUUUCUCUGCCUUGUAUUUGAAAGGGCUCUAAAAUGCUGUAUCAUGUUUUAGGCACUUUCUUCAUUUUUUUUUUUGGGUUAUUUUGGUUAUUUCUUUUUGGGGGUGGGAAAUCCCCCCAAAAUAUUUGAACCUGGCUACAUGUUGUGUACCUUUUUUUGAAGCCUUCAGAUAGAAUAAGCCUGCCAUUUCUUGCACAACUUUAUUAGAUUUGUUUUGUUUUUGUGGGGGAGGGUGUAGACCCGGGUUGGGGAGUGGGACUGUUAGGUUGAAUUAACAUUACAAAAUGAUACAGUGCCAGAUCUCAGUUUUGCAUAUUAUUUUUCAGGGCAGGUCUGUACUGUGUGUAGUGCUGUUUACAUGGUUGAAUUUAGGUUGUAAUAAUUAUUUUAAAAGAUUUACACAGAUAUGAAUAUAGCAGUGUUAACUGUUAGCCACAUUGCAUUAAUUUCCAGACAGUUUGGAGCUCUUGGAGAGCCAAGGCCAAGGCCCGUCAGGAGCAUUUGCAGUCUUGACACCCCACCCCAUCCCUUUACGCUAAUUUAUCCAAAGCCCUAUCUCCCUCACUUCCUGCUCAUUCCUUCUCUAACCUAUAUUGCAUUUCAUGUUUAACUUAUCCAUCAACAUGCUGUACCUGUCAGUCAAGUGAGCAGUUUUGUUUUGUUCGAACACAUUGUACUGAAAACCACUUAAGCAUUGAAUGCAGAGAAAGCAGUGCUACCUCAGUUUUGCUGGAAGUAGACUUCUUUGAUAUUUUCUUUGAUGUUUUUGUAUUUUCAUGUCAUAAGUGGAAAUACUUCUUUUUCCCCCUUUUCAUUUGCCUUGGAGCCAAAGUUUCCGUUGUUGUGGGUGGUGAGAAAAGUGUGCCUGCCUGCCUGCCUGCCAGCUGACCGGACAGAAAGCUGUGGCAUGGGGCUCUGCUCCAGACUGCUUUUCUUUAGUUUUUGUUGAGUAUCACUAGCUUACUUGUCUGGCAAGUGCAGAAGCCUGAGGCUGGCCUGAACUCUGCCAAACAAAUUAUCCACGUGUAUUGAAUCAUUAAAUGUGUGCCCUCUCCCUCUUUGCUGCGCCCAUGUUGUCACUUAACCCCAGGAGUUAUUUAUUGUCUUUUGUUAGUGUCAGGCUCACCUGGGGUGACGUGAUGGCUGUUUAGGUUUACACGGCCCUCUGCUCUUUCCCUACUCCCAGACAUGUAUAUAUACAUAUAUAAGAUAUGUAUAUAUUUUACCUUAUAAAAUAUAUAUAUACACAUAUAUGUAUCUAUAUCCCUGCGUUUGUCUGCUAAAACUGGCCAUGAAAGAGGGAGCUGCCUUCAAUCUGUAGUUUAAGAAGAUGCCAGGGAGCAUCAUAAAUGGAGGCUGUUGUAUAUUAAUUUAGAUUUUUUUCACUAAAAAGAACAUGAAUGAAUUUGCUCGCAGGAAGGAGGAACCAGUUCUCUAGACCCCAUGCUCACUCUACAAGACCAGCUUUGGUCAAGCUGCCCCUGGGGCCUGAAGAGCUGACUAUCUCCUGCCUGUUCCAUUAGAGGACCAUCUUGAUAAUUUCCCCUUAAAAAUAUCCUCAAAAAUGUACUGGAAGGUGGGUGGCAGGAGCUUGUACAGUUCAGCUUCCAACAUUUCGGAACAGAUUUAAAAGGGAAUCUUUUAAUAAAUAAAAGCUACAAAAAUAUUUAUACUCUUGAUACAAUGAAAAAGUGUCUAUUAAAUAUUUGGAAUUUUCUUCCUUGAUUAGUCUGCCCCAAAUCCUGGGUAUGUUUCUCAACCUGGGUAAGAAUUGCAUGCUUUGAGUUCUUCAUGAGUCUUAUAGCUCUGGGCACUUAUCUCUAUAAAGAUGAUUAUUUUAGGAGAUGACAGUCAUAUUUCCUGAAGUUGGUAUUGACACAGGGAACAUUUUUGUAAGCCUCACAAUUGUCCUUUCUUGAGGGAUGAGAUGAUGAAAAUCAGCCACAGACUUAAGAUAGUGCUGGAAGGCACAAGUGGCUAUUGGGCCAGAUGUACCCCUUUCUUCUAGCUGAAAUAAGAGACAUCCUUGAGUUAGAAUCUAGGAGCCCAGCAGUUUCUGAGGGCACAGCUACAUACCUUUGGAUAAAAGCUCACCAAACCAGUUAGUUGUUCCUAAUUCAGGAUUAGAAGAAGUCCAAUGAGGGAAAAAGCGGAGUUAGGUAAGUAAGACUUUCUGUCCCAGAUAAGAAAGGGUGGGUGUAUGGCGGGGAAGUGCCAAGAGAGGGAGUCUGCCAAGGGCCCCAUGGACUCAAGGAACUAGAUUCCUUCCCAACUGGGUAGAUUUUUUUUUAACUGCCCAGUUUCUCCAACCCCAAUGCCUGCACCCCAACCCCCAGCCAUUUAGAAAUUGUGAUUAUAUUUUUAAUCAUCUGUUGCUGAGAAAGCAGAGAAAGGAACAGUCAGGGAGGGACUCUGGGUUCUCUGUGCAGUAGUUUUGUUUUACUGAGAGACUCUCAGUGAGGUGUACAGUUUGUAGUUAACACUUCUGGGAUACAGAAAAGCCUCUGUUCACUCAGCCUCAGACAGGCUUGCUGAGAACUGGGUGGAUGAGCAGUGGCUGGGAGCCAAAUUGCCCCUCAGGUAAGCUAGCUUUGUGACUUGGGUGAUGGGUGAUGUGGGGAGGUGCGAUAUGUGGGUGCCAUUUUGAAAUUCUGCAAUGUUUAAGCAUUACUACACAGAAUAUGUUGAAAAUUGCUUACUUUGGGCAAGUGACUUUUUGAGUUUCUAUGGUAUUUCUUUAGUAACUUAUUAGCAAGCUGGUAUGAGAUAAAAAGUUACUUUACUGAAUUCUUUCCCCUAGUCUUCCUUGCCAUACUUGAAUGUAUCAUUCUUAAUGACACUUUGCUGUACUUCUGGGGGUUGCCUCAGCAACUCUCUCUUCACUGGCAGAUGUGCCAACAUGUAUGUUGGGUCCAGAAGUCUGUAUGUACCCAUCUUAUAAAGAAGUCUCCAGAGCUGGCUGAAAUUCCAAAUUUCAGCCAAAGCUUUGGGCCAAGGGAAAGAUAGUAGAAAAUGUGCAAAGCAGUACUGUUCAUGUUAGAUGGAUGGAUACAGUGAAGAAUUAAGCCUCACACAGAAUUAGCUUGAAACAGUACUGUCACCUAGGGUCUGGUCUCUAGGCUAGAUCAGGUUAUGGGACCCUAUAAAUUAUGUAAUUAGACUAUACAUUGGUGGGAAGUUGCUAAGAUAAAGACUUGCUCAAAAGACUAACAGCAAAAGAUGUGUGUAUUGAAAUGUAUAGUUUGCUGUAGUUCAAGUGGAGUCUUCAGUGCAGCAGGUAGACCUAGUUAUACAGUUAUGUAUGGAAUGGAAAGCAAACUACUGUUAAACGGUUUUUGUCUCUCCCCUGCCACCUUCUUUAGAUUUCUUAAUCUCCUGUGUGUGUCAGGAUGGCUAGUGAUGACCUGAACAUCUAUAACUGACAAAGGUCUACUUGGGGGACUAAAGCAGUAUUUAGCUUAAAUAUGUGAAAGAACAAAAUUAUCAAAAGAUGUUGAUUAGGAUUAUUUAAGGUCAUGUGACAUUGAUCUUUUCUUCUACGUCAUGGUUCUUGCCACACUCCUAUUCUGAGUUUAUUUUUUUGGUAAGCUGUAGUUGUAGCCCAUAACAGUUUGACCUGGCCUAGGACUACAUGCUGGGGAUGCUCAUCAGGACCUCCCCCCCCCCCCUUUUUUUUUUUUCAAAGAAGGAUGCUUGAGCAUUGGGCACAGAUGCUGAGGUGGUUUGACUAGCUGAAGUUCUGAUUCGGGUGUUGGGGCAUCAUAUUCUGUUUCUCUUGGGAACCCAGCCUGCUCUCAUAGAUACCUACUUCUAUCACAUACCCUGAGCAUUGCCAAAAGAAGCCAUUCAGCAGCUGCUGUUUUUCUCUCAGCACAAAUAUAUUUGCUACAGAAGAACUAUCUUUUCUCUAAUACUAAUUCCCCGUCCAGUCCUCAGAAUCUGAUUAACUGUUCUUCCCUGCUGCACUGAAUAUGUUCGAGAUUUUAAAGAGGGAAUUUGAAGCAAUAGGCAAACAGGGCUUGGUUGAAUUGGUCUUGCAUAUAUCCUGUCUUAAGCCAAUGAGGUGAUGAGUCCACUGCUCAUGUGACCCUGCACCUUUGUGGAUCCUUCUUGGUUUGUGACCAGUGUACGUUUCUUGAGGUUGUACAAACUUGACAAAAGUUAAUACUUUUGUAUUCUCUGCACUGUUGCACUCUUCAAAUAGCCCCCUGAAUAUUACCUUGAUAUACACAUUUUUGUCUUUGAUGUCUACAGUAUUUUUCUUUUUUUUUUAAAUUUGAAGGUUAUCUGCUGUUGGAUUCAAUAAAUUUGUUUACCUAA
Rattus norvegicus (Norway rat) is the source of this 18264-nucleotide messenger RNA. The record is from RefSeq and is a predicted model, not a curated record. Lineage: Eukaryota; Metazoa; Chordata; Mammalia; Rodentia; Muridae.